Messenger RNA from Neoarthrinium moseri, 1173 nucleotides. RefSeq lists its product as uncharacterized. Lineage: Eukaryota; Fungi; Ascomycota; Sordariomycetes; Amphisphaeriales; Apiosporaceae. The transcript has 2 exons. The record is from RefSeq and is a predicted model, not a curated record. The coding region runs from base 1 to 1173 and encodes 390 amino acids. Gene Ontology annotation, biological process: carbohydrate metabolic process. Gene Ontology annotation, molecular function: hydrolase activity, hydrolyzing O-glycosyl compounds.
AUGAGAGCCCCGUCUCGCCGGGGGUUGCUCCUCGCAGUCCUCGGGCUUACAUUCAUUGAUCCUAGCGCCGCGAAUUGCGAGUGCGGCUACUCAGUGACCACGGGCGGCAACGACGAGGACGCCAGCACGCAGCUCUUUACCGACCUGCUCGAGUCGGACUUUGUGCACGUCGAUUUUGUCGGCGCCGACUCGCAGGGCCGGAAGGGGUGGGCGGCGCAGGAGUAUAAUAAAAGCGGCACGGACGCGCGCGGGCCCUACGGCGAGGCCUUCGUCUUGGAAAAUGUGAAGGGGAGCCUGCUGGCGGAUGCCGGAGCCUGGACGGGCAACGGGUCGGGGGGCGGAGACGCCGGCCUGCAGCUCACGGUCGGGAGCGAGGUCAUGGACGGCAUGGUGCUGAGCGCCGAGGCGGCGACGACGGGCUUGGACUACUUGUACGGAAGCUACCGGGUAGGAAUGAAAGUCACAGAUGUGCCGGGGACUUGUAGUGCUUUCUUCUGGUACUUCAACGACACGCAGGAAGUCAACAUCGAGUUCCUCUCGGCCGACUUCGACGCCGACACCAGCACGUACCCGGUCAACCUGGGGCUGCAGACGCCCGAGUCCCGGGCCUCGGGCUAUAACGCCUCGCAGGCGGGCACCUUUGCGACGCACAACCUGCCGUUCGACCCCUCGGCCGACUUCCACGAGUACCGCUUCGACCUGCUGGCCGACCGCGUGCUGUUCUACGCCGACGGCGCCCUGCUGGCGACCAUGGCGAACAACAGAAGCAGCAGCAGCAGCAGCACGGACGGCGGUGCCGUGGUCGUGCCCUCGGAGCCGGGCAACCUGCUGCUGAGCCACUGGAGCAACGGCGACCCGGACCGGAGCCGCGGGCCGCCGCCCGCCGACGCGACCACGGCCGUCCGCUACGUCAAGGCCUACUACAACUCGACGGCGGCGGGCCGGCGCGCGGACCUGGCGGCGCGCUGCGCGGACCCCACGGGCCCGGCCGCCGUCUGCGCCGUCCCCGAGGGCGACGCGACCUUCUUCUUCGCGUACCAGGCCAACAUGACGGUCAACCAGACGACGUACGCGGCGGGGGACAGCGCGGCGGGGAGGACCGAGGCGCCGGCGUCGGCGGCGGUGGCGCUGCUGGGUACCCUGGCGGUCGUCAUGUGGGCUUGUCUGUCUUAA